UUCUCCAUGCAUUGCUUGGCUUGUAAAAGGGCCUCUACGAUUUACGAACAUAUUCCGCGAGCACAGUCUACCGAUGAUCUUCAAACAUGGCUAAAUUUAUGUGUACAUUUCGUAUCCACUUGAGCAAGACUACCAGGAUAGACGUACCUUAAAAUAUGGUGGAGAAAAUGACCGACCUUGGUCAGACUUCACGAGCUGCUAGUGCACUGUUGAAGCGACAAGAGGCGAUCAAACGCUGGAUCUCAAGUGAUACUAACCGAGAAUCUAUUCGCCGCUCAGCAAAUCAAGUCCGUAUUACUUUCGAUAAAGAGACUGUGUUCUUAUCCGCUGUUUCUAGUGGAGAUAUCGACGAAACGAGAAACCUAUUGAACGAUGGAGUUGAUAUAAACUGUUCAAAUGUUGAUGGCUUGACAGCCCUACAUCAGGCUUGCAUUGACGAGAAUGUCGAGCUUGUAGAGCUUCUUGUCAACAAGGGUGCAUACCUUGAUGCCAGAGAUAAUGAGGGGUGGACUCCACUCCAUGCUGCUGCAAGUGCAGGAAAUGUUGAAAUUGCCCAGAUCCUCAUUGACAAUGGUGCAGAUUUGCUAGCUGUAAACAAUGAGGAUGAAGUUCCAGUUGACUUGGCUGAAGAAAAGGAGAUGGAGGAAUUCUUAGAAGAGGAAUUAGAUAAACUAGGUGUUGAGGUGGAUGAAAUUCGAAAUCAGGAAGAGAAGUUGAUGCUGGAGGAUGCGACGAGCUGGGUGAACAGUAAAAAGAUAGAUGAACAACAGAACUUUCAAGGGGCAUCCGCAUUGCAUGUUGCUGCCGCAAAGGGGUACCACAAAGUCAUGAGACUGCUUCUUCAAGCUGGCUGCGAUGUGAACAUGAAAGACAAAGAUGAUUGGUCUCCUCUCCAUGCUGCUGUGCACUGGGAACAGCAACAGGCCGCAGAAAUCCUAACCGAGGCUGGUGCCGAUUUUAACGUUAGAAACAACAUUGGACAAACUCCAGUGGAUGUUGCUGAAGGAGAUAUGAUUAAAUUCGUAGAAGAAUUAAGAAAGAAGGCGAAAGCUCGUGCCAAGGAUGGACUUGACAGAUCAAAUAGGAUUAUUGAGCAGCUAGGCCCUCGCGAUUCAAAAUUGAGGAAUGAUGUCAAUGAUAAUUCACAACGAAAUAAUUACUUCUUUGAUUCGAACGCUGUUCCAGUAAAGUCCGCUUUGAAAGGCGGGCGCGCAAAGCAUAACGGGAAGGCAAAACCAGAUUCGAACGAUGCAAAAGAAGAAGAAGAAGAAUCCGAGUCAGAGGAAGAGUCUGAAGAAGAGUCUGAAGAGGAAACUAAAAAUCAGCCACGGCGCAUGCCUAUUCCUGCAGUUCCUGAACCACUGCGACCAGGGUCGCUCGCUCGACCACCAACAACUGCGUCAAAUGAAAAAGUUUCAACACCCAGAAAUCCGUUAAUUUCUAGCACGCCAUUAAGACCAUCCGCCCUAAUGAACAGAGACACCGAGAAACGAGACGAAAACAAGAGUGACUACCUCAAUUCCCGCAUUAGCAGCAGGCUUAAACAGAGUGAUGAUGACUCAAAGAAAGAAUCAGACCGGUCAGGUCGAGACCCAAUACGAUUUAGUAUUCCACGCCCUAGGGAUAAAUCAGACGAGAAGGAGAGUACUAUUAACACGACAAUACCUAGGCCUGGCAAAACAGAGGACACCAAGAAGGAGGAUUUACGGGCGAAAUUCAGUAUUCCAAGGCCUCGAUCUCGGAACGAGGACAAAGAAGAACCGAAAAAUGAUGAAAACAAGCCAAGAAUAAGUAGGCCACUGCGAGGCGAAGAUAGGGAAGAUGAAGGAGGAAAGCGUCAUAUGAGUAAGGCUGAUGAAAUAAGGGCAAAAUUUAACAUACCAAAGCCGGGUGAUUCGUUGGCAAGCUCGGCAUUAAAUCGGUAUAGAGAACGCAAUAACGAUCAAGAUGAAAGCAAGACAUCCAGGGUUGCGAAUGACGAUGACCGAAAAGCGGAAGACGCUGCCUCUUCACUUCGCGCACGUAGGGCGUUGCUCUCAGGCCCUUUGCGACCAAGCAGGCCAUCCGAUAUGAAAGAUGAAAAACCAGAAAAUGAUACAAUCUCUUCGUUAAGAAGCAGGUUAGAGCAUGAUAAAGAAGACAGAGAAGAUACCGUAUCCAUUAGAAAGAAAUUUCAAGAUCGAAAAGAGGCGGAAAGGGAAAAAGAGGCUGAGAAGAAAGACGACAGGAAAGAUGAAGGCGAUGAUGAUGAUGAGAACUCGAGUCUGUCUGCACAAAGGGCCAGAAGGAGCAGGAGACCAAGGGAAAAGCGAAAGGGCACCGGUGUUGCCUAUAUGCCUGACGAGGACGAAGAUGAGGAUGAGGAGAAGAAAGAAACGAGGAUUAACACAAGGACCAAUGAAGAUAAUGAAACUAAGAAAUCUAGCUCAGUUGCUGAAGAUGAGCCACCAAGACUGAGCAUCUCGGAACGAAUAAGAAAGAAUCGGGAGAACAGGGAAGCGGGAUCGUCAAGUGGAAUGUCAUCGCUGUCAAGCAGAAGCAGGGAUUCCUCCUCGUUAUCUUCAAAGAGUGACUCAUCCGACCCGCGAGAACUACAACGCAGGCUACGGGAUGCUUUAAGUGACGUCGAAGAAUACAAAUCGAAGCUAGAGAAGGCCAACAGGGAGAAAGAAGAGUUGAAGGAAAAAUUAGCUCAAUGUGAAGAUGCAAUGAAGAAAAUGAAAGACGAAAACGGAGCGCUCAUUCGAGUAAUAAGCACGCUAACGAGGUCAAAUGCAUCGUGAGAGAGAGGCUCGUCGUUGAUUUGCGCAGUCGAUCUGGCUGGCGGGGCAUAGCAUUGCUUUCACUUUUUACUUUAUCAAACUGUAAUAAAGACACAAGAGUGUGAUUCCCUCAUCAAUCCCCAUUUUCGUUCUUUGAUUUAUACUUUUUGUGUGUAAAUUGAAGGAUUUUGUGCUGAUUUCCCUUGUUUAAUGUCUACCAGGGAAAUGGUUUAGAUAGCCAAUGGUAUUCGACAUGCAUUUCACACCUAAAUUGUAUUUUAUUUAGGAUAGUUUGUAUUAAUGCACGAUAGUCCACUGAUCCAAAUCGACCCCAGACGAGGUCAUGCUACCUGCUGUGUCCGGGAAUCAGAACGCGUGCCAAGGAGACUGGGUCGACUUUCAAACAGCAAACGUACAGCAGUGACUUCUUAUUUGUAAUAUACAAGUGGGAAGUAAGUGAAUUUUGCUCGUAGUAAAAUCGAUGUUUCUUCAAACAUUAUUGUAUAAAGACGUCAGUAAGGAUACGGGCUGUUUCCGAUAAGAGCUGCUUCGGAAACAAGCUUUAAUUUUAGACUAAAUUUAGCAACGUCUUUUCUAGUUUAGGAAAAUUUUGGUAAAUUUCAAUACGAAAUCAAUCAGGUUGUAAAUAUCAAUGAAAUCCUCCAAAUCAUCGUUUCUCAAAAGGCCACGGGAGUAUUACCUCUAGGAAGUCUGUCCUUGGUAGGCCCGUUCUGGGUAGGCUUAUUCAAAGUAUGCUCCCCCAGCUUAAUGCUGCAUUCUGGGAGGAAGCUUCCAUGAGCGGCCUUAAUCAAACCUCCGUGCAUGAUAAAAGCCUCACCUUUUCUGGUAAAGCUGGCUAUUUGCCAUUACGGUCACGUGUACGUUUUGCUUGUUUGAACUCCCGGUGAUGAGUCGAUUCCUGCAUGCCAAUUUUCAUGUUAAAUUUGUUUUUGACCGUGAAUUUGUAACUUAACGAAUGCUGGAAACGGUCGAGAGACUCGUAAAAUCGUUUAAUUCAGUUGUGGAAUAUUUUUCCAUGCUUCGCUGUAUCUUUGUUUUAGCUCAUUCGUAGAUGCUUCGUUAAAACAGAACAUUCUAGGGAUAAUUGAGCGAUGCAAACUGGCCCCGUAGGUUUUCAGAUUUAAACCUAGCAGUAUGUUGCCCUCUUUUGAACCUGCCUUGUGCUUGAUCGAGUAGUUAAGGCCUCUGUUAAUGUUGCAGAAUAGUAAGUGGAGUGUCCCCUGAACUGAAAGUUCUUCCAUGUGCAAAAUCAUUUUCGCAGCUCCUGUCCUGCAUCUGAGUAGCCAAAACUAUUUGCAUGCCAUUACUGUUCAGUCCGGAAAAAAUGAAUAUCAUACUCUUAAUGGCAAUAUGGAAGGCCAAUGAAAACCCCAUCCUAUUUUUUGUUCUCUUGGGAAGGUCCCCAAAGCUUGAGGAAAUAGAAGAAGAACUAACUCUCUACUUGAGUCAGCAUUAGUAUUUCAUCCAGAGAACGGGUGGCUGGCUUUCACAUGGACUUUCAUUCUCAUUGCAAAAAUUGAUACCCUUAUUAAAGGACAACCAAAAUAAGCAUGCCUAAAUCCCAGGUUUUAUAAAAGGGAAUAAGACUGCUUUUGGAAUGUUGCGAUUAAAAUGCGAAACAUUAUCUCCAUGAGUUUUCUCAUUUUGUAUGUGAUUUAAAUGCACCAAAUGGCCCUUGACGGGGGCAGUCGUGUCAGUAGUUUGAUAAGUGGUCAUUUCUGUAUUUUGCAUAUCCAGUCUUUCAAUUUAUAUUUGUUUAACGCGAAUAUAACUACUAAAAUCCAUACGAUCA
Molecule: messenger RNA, 4575 nt
Organism: Rhopilema esculentum
Lineage: Eukaryota; Metazoa; Cnidaria; Scyphozoa; Rhizostomeae; Rhizostomatidae
Cellular component (GO): cytoplasm
Molecular function (GO): enzyme inhibitor activity; phosphatase regulator activity; protein binding
Source: RefSeq, a predicted model, not a curated record